AGGAAAAGAGGAAAACUGAGCCACAGCCACGACGGUGGACGCGAGCGUCUCCUGUUUGCGCAUGCGCCCGCUCAGCGGCCUGCUUCUAUUUAUGUGGGGGAUCCAACAUGGCGGCUGCGGCGACCCUGGCGAUGGCGGUGGAGACCAUCAGAACAUAGUGGCGGGGAAGGGGGCACGGUCCGCACUCACGGUGGCGUCGGCAGAGACGACUGAGGGUGGUGGAGGGAAGAAAAGCGACGGAAAGCAAAAGGAAGGGCGGGCAGGCAAACAACUCGGCGUAGAACCGAGCGCCGGCUCGAGCGAAGGCAGAGGGCCAGAACAGUGGGGAUGGCGGAGCCACGCAGAGUAGCGUUUAUUAGCCUGUCACCGGUGAGGCGGCGCGAGGCCGACUACCCGGGGGCCGAACGCGAGCCCGAAUACCCUCGCGAGCCCCCCCGGCUGGAGCCGCAGCCGUACCGCGAACCGGCCCGGGUGGAGCAGCCGGCCCCGCGGGAGGCUGCCCCCCGGUCGGACGCGCAGCCCCCGCCGCGGGAGAAGCCGCUCCCCCAGCGCGAGGUCAGCCGCGCCGAGCCGCCCAUGUCGCUGCAGCGGGAGCCCCCGCGGCCCGAGCCGCCGCCGCCGCCGCUCCCUCAGCUGCACUUGCAGCCGCCCCCGCCGCGAGAGUCGGCUUCCCGGGCCGAGCCGCAGCAGAGGCCGCCGAGGGAGACAGUGCGCCUGGAGCUAGUGCUCAAGGAUCCCACCGACGAGAGCUGCGUGGAGUUCAGUUACCCGGAGCUGCUGCUGUGCGGAGAACAACGGAAGAAGCCCAUUCACACAGAAGACCCAUUUAAUGAUGAGCAUCAAGAGAGGCAAGAAGUGGAAAUGUUGGCUAAGAAGUUUGAAAUGAAAUAUGGUGGGAAACCCCGUAAACACCGGAAGGAUCGGCUACAAGAUUUAAUUGAUAUAGGCUUUGGCUAUGAUGAGACAGAUCCAUUUAUUGAUAACUCAGAGGCUUAUGACGAGUUAGUUCCUGCUUCUCUAACAACAAAGUAUGGAGGCUUUUACAUCAACACUGGCACUCUGCAGUUUCGCCAAGCUUCAGAUACUGAAGAAGAAGAUAUUACAGACAACCAAAAGCACAAGCCACCCAAAAUUCCCAAAAUAAAAGAAGAUGAUAUUGAAAUGAAGAAGCGGAAGCGGAAAGAGGAAGGGGAAAAGGAGAAGAAGCCAAGGAAAAAAGUACCCAAACAAUUGGGAGUUGUGGCUCUAAAUUCCCAUAAGUCCGAAAAAAAGAAGAAACGUUUUAAAGAUUCUCUUUCUCUAGCUGCCAUGAUACGAAAAUUUCAGAAAGAGAAGGAUGCAUUAAAGAAGGAGCCUAACCCCAAAGUCCCAGUGAACUUAACGACGUCCUCUCUGCAUAAACCCCCCUCCAAUGCUGUAGCAUUGGGAAAUGACGUCACGGACCUAAAUCUGAACAGUGCUGAUCCGGACCUCCCCAUUUUUGUUGGCACAAAUGAAAAUGAACUGUUUCAGGAAGCUGAAAAUGCCCUAGAGAUGCUAGAUGAUUUCGACUUUGACAGAUUACUGGAUGCUGCUUCUGAUGGUAGCCCCCUCUCUGAGUCAGGGGGAGAGAAUGGAAACACCACCCAGCCAACCUAUGCCUCUCAGGUUAUGCCCAAGGUGGUGCCUACACUCCCAGAGGGUCUACCGGUCCUUCUUGAAAAACGCAUUGAAGACCUCCGUGUAGCUGCCAAACUUUUUGAUGAAGAAGGAAGGAAAAAAUUCUUUACACAGGAUAUGAAUAAUAUUCUUCUGGACAUUGAGUUACAGCUACAGGAACUAGGCCCUGUCAUUCGUAGUGGUGUCUACUCCCAUCUUGAAGCUUUUGUGCCAUGCAAUAAAGAAACACUGGUAAAACGUCUAAAGAAGUUACAUCUCAAUGUACAGGACGAUCGUUUAAGAGAACCUCUGCAAAAACUGAAACUGGCUGUUAGUAACGUGAUGCCUGAACAGCUAUUUAAAUACCAGGAGGACUGCCAAGCUCGUAGUCAAGCUAAGUGUGCCAAGUUGCAAACAGAUGAAGAACGAGAAAAAAAUGGAUCCGAGGAAGAUGAUGAUGAGAAACCAGGGAAACGUGUCAUAGGACCAAGAAAGAAAUUCCACUGGAAUGACACCAUCAGAACUUUGUUAUGUAACCUUGUUGAGAUCAAAUUGGGAUGCUAUGAGUUAGAGCCAAAUAAAAGCCAGUCCGCUGAGGAUUAUCUUAAAUCCUUUAUGGAGACAGAGGUGAAACCAUUGUGGCCUAAGGGCUGGAUGCAGGCAAGAAUGCUUUUUAAGGAAAGCCGGAGUGUACAUAAUCAUCUUACUUCUGCUCCGGCAAAGAAAAAGGUGAUUCCUGCACCUAAACCCAAAGUGAAGGAGUAUAGUCCGAAAAAGGACCAGAAAACCCCUGUAUCCUUGGUGGCUUCAGUUGGUGGUCCCUCGACGAGCUCUAGCACAUCUGCCGUGGCCUCGACCAGCUCUAGCUCUACACCAGCCCAGGAGACCAUCUGCCUCGACGACUCACUAGACGAAGACCUUUCUUUCCAUCCACCGGCACUGGAUCUUGUUUCUGAAGCUUUAGCUGUUAUCAACAAUGGGAACAAGGGCCCUCCAGCCGGCUCGCGGAUAAGCAUGCCAACUGCAAAACCUCGUCCAGGACUGAGAGAAGAAAAAUUAGCAAGUAUCAUGAGUAAGUUGCCCCUGGCUGCUCCUAAAAAACUAGAUUCUGCUCAGACUGCACAUUCAUCAAGUCUUAUUGCUGGUCACACAGGGCCAGUACCAAAGAAACCCCAGGAUUUAGCUCAUACUGGCAUCUCUUCAGGCCUUAUUGCUGGUUCUUCAAUUCAGAACCCUAAAGUUUCCUUGGAACCUUUGCCAGCCAGGCUGCUUCAACAAGGACUACAGAGGUCGAGUCAGAUUCAUGCUUCUUCCUCUUCACAGACCCAUGUGUCCUCUUCUUCCCAAGCCCAAGUUGCUGCCUCCUCUCAUACUCUGGGAACACCAGAGGCCCAGGAUGCUUCUUCGUUAACACAAGUAACAAAGGUGCACCAGCAUUCAGCUGUCCAACAAAACUAUGUGUCUCCGUUACAAGCAACCAUUAGUAAAUCACAGACCAACCCAGUGGUGAAAUUAAGUAAUAAUCCCCAACUUGCCUGUUCAUCCCCGCUUAUUAAGACUUCAGAUAAGCCAGUUAUGUACCGCCUUCCCUUAUCUACUCCCUCACCUGGAAAUGGUUCUCAAGGGUCCCACCCCCUGGUUUCUAGGACAGUACCUAGCACCACUACCUCCAGUAACUAUUUAGCCAAGGCUAUGGUGUCACAGAUGUCCACGCAGGGUUUCAAAUCUCCCUUCUCAAUGGCUGCAUCCCCCAAACUUGCCGCAUCUCCAAAACCUGCCACGUCUCCUAAACCCUUGCCCUCACCUAAGCCUUCUGCCUCACCUAAGCCCUCUCUGUCAGCUAAGCCUUCAGUAUCAACUAAACUUAUUUCUAAAUCCAACCCCACUCCCAAGCCUCCUGUAACCCCAAGCUCUUCCAGUCCAAAUGCACUAGUAGCCCAGAGUAGCCACUCCAGCGGUAACAACCCAGUCCAUAAACAGCCCAGUGGGAUAAACCUCAGCCGACAGUCGCCUACCUUGAAUUUGCUGCCCUCUAACCGCACUUCCGGCCUUCCAUCCACAAAAAAUCUUCAGGCCCCUUCAAAGCUCACAAAUUCCUCAUCCACUGGAACUGUUGGGAAGAAUAGCUUGAGUGGAAUUGCAGUGAAUGUACCUGCCAGCAGAGGUAGCAACCUAAACUCAAGCGGAGCGAAUAGGACUAGUCUCUCUGGGGGAACAGGAAGUGGAACACAGGGUGCUACUAAACCGUUGUCUACUCCACAUAGACCAUCCACUGCCUCAGGGUCUUCAGUGGUAACAGCCAGUGUGCAGUCCACGGCAGGAGCAUCAUUAUUGGCUAAUGCCUCACCUCUGACUCUCAUGACAUCACCUUUGUCUGUAACAAAUCAAAAUGUGACUCCUUUUGGGAUGCUGGGUGGCCUUGUUCCAGUGACCAUGCCCUUCCAGUUUCCCUUGGAGCUACUCGGCUUUGGAACGGACACAGCUGGAGUGACAACCACCUCGGGAUCUACCUCAGCCGCUUUCCACCAUAGCCUAACUCAGAAUUUACUAAAGGGUUUACAGCCAGGAGCUCAGCAUGCAGCAACACUUUCCCACUCACCUCUGCCUACUCACUUACAGCAAACAUUCAAUGAUGGAGGCCAAAGUAAAGGGGACACUAAAUUACCACGGAAAUCUCAGUGACUUCCCAGCAAGCAAUGGAGAUGAGACACUCAGCUGGCUGAUGGGAUCUACCUGAUGGGAAAGUCCUCAUGUGGUCAUAGGGCUGCUGUUCUGUCGAUGUUUACAUUCUCUCGUCCCAAGCACUGUGGUGAGGAGGAAAAAAGAAAAGAGAACGUUACUUGAGUAAAGCCAGGUGCAGGAGGAAGAAAUGCUUUCGUGCAAAGUUAGUGACCUUUGGUCUCCUCUAAAAGACGAAGUUACCGUAUUAACUGACUUGAAAGAGACUCAGUUGUCAAACCCACAGAAGUACAAAUUUGAUUUUUCCCUGGGGGAGGAAGAAGGAAUCUGAGGAUUUGGGUAUACUCCAUCCAUCCUGGGGGUUGGAUCUGAACACUUGUAGACAUAAUUGCAUAAUAAAAGGCAAUAUAUCUGGAAUUAGGCCAGUUUGUCAGGAGUAACAAUCAUGUCUAUUUGAGUGGACUAUGCAGCAAAUUUGCCACACAAAUUAAUAACCCUGUGUCUGAUACAAACAGUAGCCAAGUAAAUACUGUACCCUCACAAAUCCUGAACAAACUUGAAUCUUCUCCAGUGUGUAGCAACUCCCCGUAUAAAUCAGUGGACUAAAGAUGCUUCUGGAAAGUUAUUUUAGCACAGUGAUAUAUAUUAUUAAAUCAUCGAGAUUUUUAAAAGUCAAGAAAUUGAGCCUGUUGCUCUUAACAGACGAAACUUAGAUGUCCCCUUUUUGUAAAAGGGUCAAUUUCAUCUUCCAUUCAGAAGCAGGUACUUAACUCUUCUUCAGGUGAUUUGUGCAUCUGGUAUUGACUGGUUAAUUCUUAUUUCCAUUCUUGAUGUUAAAAUGUGGCUUUGUUCACAUUUUUCUCUUCAGAAAUGGGGGAUCUUUGACGUAGGGCUGCGACUUUGGUGCUCUUAGCCCUUGCAGGCCUACCACUCUGAACUGUAAAUUUCCCCAGUUUCCCCUCAGUUCACAACUUCUCCUGGUCUUUUAGCUAGUGGUACUUCAGGUGAUUCUUAAUUAUUGAUAUAGACAGGUGUAAGUAUGUACUGCACAUGCCUCUUCAUUGGUCAUUCAGAUGGCAUAUAUAUAUAUUUUUGGAAUUUUUAAGAUAGUAUUUUAAAGGGAGGAAUUACAUUAGGAUCAUUAUGUGUACAAGGGAUUAUUUUUUAUAACAAUCACAAUGUAUUUUUACUCCCUGUAUCCAACGUAGUGAAAUGGAUUUGGAGCAUUUGGGAUCCUACAGCUUUAUUAAUAUUUACUGAGAAUAUUGAUAUGUGAGUAAACCUGCAGAUAAUAAUAAAACUGCUUAGUUAUUAUAGCUUCCUUAUGCAAAUACAUAUUCAACAAAGGAUGUUAAGGGAGAAACUUAUGGUUCUUUUUGGUUACAUUUGAUUUUUUUUUUUUUUUUUUUUUUUUUGCCUCGUCAUUAGUCCUGUCUCUGUCAAUUUCUUUCUCUCACUCUCUCUUUUUUUUCUCCCUAUUUAGACUUCUGAAUGUUUUCAAACUGUACCCAAGAUUGGUAUAAGCUUGAUCCGUUUAUAACAGACUAACCUAAAAAACAGCAUCAGAUCGGUAGUAGCAAGAUUUGCAUGUUUUCAUUACAAGUUACCCUAUACCUUUAAAUUUAUUCAAAUAAGUGUAUUAAUGUGGCCUUUUUUUCCUUUUAUAAGCAAAAGUCCCAAAUAGCCUAUAGGACUGAAUGAGUUACCACAGAUCUAUUCUGAUCUGUAUUACCUGUAUUUUGACUUCAAAGUUAUACUGGCUUGCUUCAUAGCAAAAAGUUAAUAAGUAACUGAAAACUUUAGUUCCAAGAACUUGUUACAGUAAGGGCAAAGGAUUAUUUCAGAGGAAUCAUUUAUAUAAUUACUUGCCUCUAAGAAUUUAGUUUACCAGUAGAACAAAUAAGAAUGUUGUGUCAACCCCAGUAGAUACUUUGGAAGGAUAUAGGGAUGUUGCCGAGAGGUCUGCCUUGAAUUGAAUAUGUUUGAUUAAAGGUUGUUUGGUUUAUUUAAUUAGGGAAGCUUACCCAGUUCUUGAGUUCUUCCAAUGUAGUAUACCUGUUGCUUUUAUCUAAUUUGGAAAAAAAAAGUCUUUGCUAUUACUGUAUAGGAGUUUGCCUUUGGGAAGCUAGCCUUGGUUUCACUUCCCACACAAGUCUGAGUGCAUAUUAAUAAUCUCUUUUCCUGCAGAUAGUUGUGCAUGUAUUCAUCUGUGUGUAUACAUAAAUUAAUUUCUUUUUAAAAAUUCAUUACUAGUUUAAGUCAGGGAAUAAUUUCAGUUUCUUAAAUCCAUCAGUUCUGAAUCAUGCCACGUGAAGAUCCCUGAUGAUUCUUUUGUCUCCAUUAGAGAAGAACAGGAUUAUCAGUUCUUCCCCCAAGUAUUAUUUUAUAACUAACCAGUAAAAAUAUCUGGAGGCCCUUGGCUCUGAGAAGUCCAUAUAUAUGGAGAUGAUAUUCUAUUCUCUUCAGUCUUGAUUCCGUAAGGACUGCUGCCAGAUCCCGCCCUCAGCCCCAUACCACAUUUUCACUAACUUGCAUCCUUUUCAGUAAAGACUGCCCCUUUUGUGUUGUACAGAUGAAAUAAGCAUCCUCCUAUUUCUUAAUAGAAUGAUCAGAGAGCUCCUACAUGUAAAUACAGAACUAUUUCUUUUCUAGAUCAUAACAUUGAAAAUGGUGUCCAUACUUUAUGGGCACCUGUCUUUACAGUUUUUCUUACUAAAUACAAACAUAUAAAUUUUAGGUUAUUUUUUAGCACAGAGACUUGUGACUCAUACUGUAUUUUUGCACUUAAAAGUCAAAUUAUGUUAUUUUUUAAAAUGGUGAGUAAUCAGAAAGGAUAUAGAGCAAUGUGUAUUUCUGAAGCGCAUUAGCAACAUCCCAAUGCAAAAAUAAUCAGCACACUUAAUUGUGUCCCACUCAGCGGGAUUCUUGAUUCAGGAAAACUAAGCUGUUUGUUUUCAACUGUCUUGUAUUUUAAAUUGCCUUCACUGAUGUAUAAGCUGUUACUGUACAUACAAGUUAAUCCUCAGUAUUCACAAGCAAUAAUGGUCAGCAGAGUUGUCUUCAGAGAUAGCAGUGCUGAGCCUCAGUUGGAGACUGUUUGGGAGCAAAGUGUCCAGCUCAUUCAGAGCCUCCAAAAUCAACGCAAGCAAUAAUUCCACUGUAACUCAAUUAUAAUUCUUCUCCUAUGCUUCUGAGAUCAGAGGGUAUAAGAAAUCAUGGUCUUAAAAACAGCCUGAAGAAAAACAUUUUGGAAAAAGAAGUGAAGUUAAUCUGAAGUCACAAAAUCCUGAUAUUCUGAGGAAAUCAGAGGAUUGUGUUCAUACAUUCUUUUAUGCCUACCACCCCUUUGAUGGAUGUUGUUAGCCCAAAUUACAUUUUUUUUUUUUAUAUCACAGAAGUUGAAUAGGGUUUAUUGCAUCACCAAGGUAGGAGGAAGAACCGGGCACAUACAUGUUUGGAUCCUGUGGGUUUGACACCUGUUUGAAAACAACUUACUGGAAAAGAUUUUUAACCCAGGAUUUUUUUUUUUCUUCCCAAAGCAUAUCUAAAUUGUUUACUACCCAGGGUUGGAAAGGGCAGGCCCCUGUAGUCUUUCUUCUCUGGUUGCCCUUACCACACCGCUUCCCGCCUCUACUUGGUUCACGACAGUUUCUGAGAUGGAAACUCUACUGUUAUUCAAACUGCCAUUGAUUGUGAGAACUCUCUGUCCCUUGGGACCAUCUCCUAGCACUCCAGUUGUCUAUCGUAUUUGCUGCUACACUUGUACAAUGAACUUUGCCUGUAUUGGUCGAUUAUAAUCUGAUUUACAGUUCUUUAUCUCUAGGAGGUUUUUGUCAUAUAACUUGACCCAUAUAUAGAGUUAGGAUACUUUAUUUUAGGAGUGUACCAUAAAAGCACACUGGUCCCUGUAUUCUUUUUAUUAUCAUGUAGGUUUUGAAUUUGUGUUGGCUUCUUUUUUGUUCGUUGAUGUUUUGUUUCUCUUUGUUUUAAAUUAGAAAUAGCAGAGUGGGAAAAAUCUAUAAUCAGGCCAAACUUGAGAACUUUUCCUUGUGCUUCAGCACUAGUUUCUGCUGACCGUAUGUUCUCAACAGGGGCACUUUUACUUUCUAUUGUGCAUGUAUGAUUGUUUUAUUUUGUUUUUUGCUUUUGUAAUAAUGAAGCAGAAGAAAAAUGCAGUAGUGGGUAAAUGACUGAUUACAAACACGUUAUGCAAUUUUAUUUUAUAAAAUUGAAGGGGAAAAGUUUAACUCUGUAAAUCAUUUCUUAGCUCUGGUAAAAUGCUUAUAUUACUCCUCUAAAACAUGCUCAAUUCAGGCCUUUGUCUUUGUUAAGUGCCUUUUUUUUCUUUCUUUUUUCCCCCUCUUGAAAGUGUUCUCAGAUAUCCUAAAGUACAGGCUAAUAAGUCAGGGGAUUCAGGAGGAAGAAUCUCAAACUUGCCAAUGUCAUGUCAUGCUGUAAUAUUCUUCCUUUUCUUUAUAUGUAUAAGGAUAUAUGUGUAAAAUACAUACAUAUAUAUGUGUAUAUAUAUGUAUACAUAUGUAAUAUAUAUAUAACUAGUAGCUGCUGUACCAUUGCAUCCUUUCCAAACACACCCCUUUCGAUGUUUGCAAAACUUCUGGCUUGUUUAUUCCACUGCUUUUAGUCAAUUCAAAUGGGUAGAUUGGGAAAUUGUCUUUACACGAGAUGCUAUCUUCCCCCUUUGAAUAUCUGUUUGUAGAAAUUAACAAAAAUACAUAAAUAUAAUAAGUCAUUUAUUUCAUUAAAGUAAAUUUAGCGGACUCAUUGACGAUCCCUGGAUGUAACCCACUGCUCUCUGCCCUUCAGACUUGGCAGGAGUAAUAUUGGAGAAAGCAUUGGAAUAACAAGAGUCUUUUGAGGGUCAAGUUGAUAAAGGUGCGCUGUGGAAGGCAAGGCUAAAGACGUGGGGGAGCUAGAGUCAGAAGCUUGGUAUUGUAUCUGAAUAAGUUUUGAAGGAAGUUAUUAACUUUGUCCACAUUAAACAUGCAUCAUAUUUUCUUCUGGAAAAUGAUUUUCGAAGAAUUCAUACAGCUGCGUAUCUGUGAAAACGUUAAUAAACUUAGACUUCAGAUACUCAUGUAAACACUCAUAUAACCUAUAGCAUUCUUGAGCGAUCUUCAGUUUUCUUUUCAUUUGCCAGAUAAUUACAUUUGGCUUAAUCUGAUUUUACGGCUAUUUAGAUUUCUCCCUUGAGCAGACUAGUGUAAUCUUCAGUAUCUAAGAUUCAUCUGUUUCUUGUUGAAAACAGACAUGACACAUAAAGGGAGACUAAGUUGAACCAGUCCUCAGAGCCCAGUACAAAUAUAUCUAACAAGUGCCCCCUUUUAAAGACAUUUUAAUUGGGAAGAGGAGACUGGGGGCUAACAGAAAGCAGCAGCUCCUGGUGGUGUUACCGGAUAGCGAAGCACGUAUCAGGCACCUCAGCUCAGACAUGUUACUCUUGAAUUACUAUAUUUAACAGGGGGAAUAUCGUUUAACCUUCGUGCCUCAGAUUACCCAUUAGAAAAUUGGGUAUAAUAAUAUUCACCUACCUCCCAGGGAUAUCAGAGACUUUACUAUUUCAAAAAUACUUUGAGUUUUUCUAAAAUGUCCUAUAUAAUGAAAAAAGUAUUACCAUCUUUCCACAGAGGCUAAAAAAUGUUUCCCUAUGAUGGGUAUAAAGAGUACCAUAUGAUUUUUAAGUUUAAAGAAAGAUCACUGGAAUUCUACUUUAGAUGCAUAUUAUUUAAACGUAUUUGUGGUGGGAUUAAAAUGGUUAGUUUCAGGUUAACAAGGGUUGGGGGGGAAUAACACUAAGUUUCUUAAUUAUAAGUAGUUUGUGUUUUGUUUUUUUUAAAUGAUGUUAACACGUGUGACUUUUGCCAAGGUUGUGGAGCUACAGCGAGGUAGUUUGGAUGAUUGGUUAUUGGAGUUGAUAAAUGAUCCUGCAAGUUUUAUCUGCCUCACUUUUCCAUCUUCUCAGUCUAAUUUCCUUAUAUCACUUGUCUGGUGGUGGAUAGCUAAGCUUUUAACCUUCAAAGAAUGAAUGGGUGUCUCCUCAUUCUUGUACAUCAGAGGUUGUGUACCGGUUCUGUCACUGCAGGUCUAUCCAGCUUCAUGUCGAUGGGGCAAGCACGACACACAGUCAGCUGGGUAGGAAAAUGGGAGGGGGAGGCAGGAUUCACUUCUUAGCUGGGACGCUGGGUGGGAGGGGGUGGGGUAGAAGGAAACAUGUUUUGCCCAUCUCUGAGGAAGGAAUGAAGAUUAUUUUAUCCCACCUCUCAUCCUGGCAUGUUAAGUAGUGAUACUUAGAAUUUUCCUUUAUCAUUUCAAACACCAACAGCAACAGGAAAAAUGGAUGCUGUGUUUGUAGUUAGGGCUAAAUGCUAAGCAACAAUUGUUAGAGAGUGUGUGAAGAUUUAAAUUACAGCACAUAUUCAGGGUCAGGAAAGAGAAUGUAGAGGGUGAGGAACAAAUUACCCAGCUCAAGUGAGGAACAAAUUACCCAGCUCAAGUGAGUCAAGAGAAAGCACCAGGCCCAAGCAGACAAAGCACCUGGGUUAAUUCCCACAAUCGGCCAAGGCCGGUAGGACGUUUUUGUCCUAAAAAUCACUUUUUGGUUUUUCUUUGCUUUUUUCAAGAUAAGGCCUUAGUUAGUAAUCUCUAAAUAUCAACUAUGCAGAUAAACUUACUCUCUAUUUUCCACAUUUUCCCUCUUUUUCCAUUCUUCAAAUACAGCUGUUAAAGGACUUCUACCCAAAGAAAUAAGGCAAAAGGAUUUUGUUGAAUGUGUGUUUGUUCUUCUAGGGAAAAUUAAUAGAAGCAUAAAACAGGUAUUUUGUGUGUUCAUCUAUCCUAAAAUGUGAACUUUGUAUUCAAAAACUUAAGUACAGAUCCUUUUACUGGUGCAAAACUGUAGUGAGAAUCAUGGAAUGUCUUUGGGUUGUUAAGAUGAAAUCAUCCCAGUGUUCAGUUCUGAGAAAGUUCUAGAUUCUGUGGCACAGUGUUCAGGUUUGUAGAGCUGAACAGUUGGUCAGACUCUAAUUAAAAAUAGCUUUGAAUAUUUAAUGUUGAAUUCCUUCUUUCUUCCUUCUUUUUACCUCUAGUUUGAGCUCUUAACGUUAACCAUUUCAUCAGCCAGUUGCUACACUAGAAUAUCAGUUGCAUUUUGUUAAGAGUCCGGAGAGGAAAGGCUAGACUUUCACCUCCUUUUCUCACUCACUCUGGCUGUCUUUCCUGGGUCUCCACUGCAUUCAGAAGUGAAGACUGCAGGCAUAGUCCAGGACGCUGUUCCGACACUGUUCCAAUCCUAGCACAGACUCUGACAGGGACUUGUAGGAUUAUCAUCAGACUGUCCUUGAACAACUCGAUAAUAGAGUACAUUUUUCUCAGAUACUCCCCAAGUAUCAUUUGCUUGAAAGUAGCUAUUUGUGAUCUUUAUUUAAUUUCUUCAUACUGUAAUUCUUUAACUUCUGAAUCUUUCUUCCAUAUUGCCAUUUAUAGUGGGUUAGCAGUUUUCUGAACUGUUUCCCAAACAGGUCAAGGAUGUUUUCAGAAACUUCAGUAGUAUAAUCAAAGGGGUCUGUAUGUCCAGGAUUUGGAAUCAAGUUAGUUCACUGGUGACUGGAAUUGUUUUUUCUCUUCUCCCUUGUAUUAAAAAACUAGAUUUCUCUACUAUUAUACAGUGUGGUUGCUACAAGUCAUGGCUUCCUCUUGAUACUUUUCAAGGUUAUUCAAAAGAGAUGCAGACAUUUGUUAAGGGCUCUUAUUUCUCAUAAUACUCUGCCUUGCUUAUUUUCAUAUACUUCCCCUGGAAGAAACCUGCUUUGCAAAGGUCUGCGUCACACAGGCCAUAUAAAUUCUUAGAACCAGUUUUAUGUUCCUCAGAAAACUGUACAUUAUUUUUUCCCAUUUUGCUAAUGAUAAUAUAAUUCUAUUUUAUCUUAAAUCUAGUUUUAAAAUAUUUUAUAAUAGAGCACUAAUGGAACCCUAAUUGAAAUACAGAAAAGAUAACUAUUACUCAAGAUAACUUGGAAAUAUUUCUGUUUUCAAGUUAACAACUCCAUCUACCCUCUCAGCACAUUUAAGAGUCAGCAGUAACCGAGACCAGCCAGUCGGCUUGUUUUUCUGUGUGACAACCUGCCUUUAAUUUGUCAGACCUUACCUAUCUUGUACUUUCUGUCCUUGCGGCCAUAACCUUUCCUCAUUUUUUUGCUGUUUUGUGCUGUUUGCAAGGUUCGUGUGCCCUGGACCAGCAUAUAAGAGUUUUUCUUUCCCAUGCCUGCAAAACUACCAAGGAUUACCCUGAUUUUGGCUAGGGACACUAAAAGACAAAGAAGUUAUUCUCAGCUGAUAAAAGUAUUGCUGUUUUAUAUAGUUAGUUAGAAAGUUGGCCAUCUUUGGCCGACUUUUUAAAUCCUGGCUAUGCCUACAUAAUUAAUUACAUAUACCAUCUGAGACCUUCUGAUAAGCAAGGGGCCUCUCCACCAGUAGAGGCAGGUUUCCAGCCUACACGUAAUUUCCUCUGAUCUAUGGCCAGCCACAGAAAAGAUUCAAGCUUUGUACUGUCCUUUUGUUGGCUGUCAUUGAAAAAUUUUAUUAUAGAAAGUAUCAGAAUUAUCAAAUUGUCCUUAAGAAGAAUAUGUGAUCUGGGCCUUGCCCUUGUGUUUUGCUCACCAAAACAUUGUCAAGCUUAAAAGAAAAGGAAAAGAAAUCUCUGGCUGGUGAGAAUUUUGUGCCCCAAAUAAUAUGUUAAUCAAAGUCUACCAAGGUAACUAAGUGAUGGUGUUUUCUCUCUUUUAUUACGAGCAAGAAAGUUUAUUUGCAGUUGUAAAAUUAUUGUGGGACUGCAGACCUAUUUGUUAUAACUGAUUGGGAAUAAGGAUUCUGAUUUUUAGUCUGGGUAAGCACAUAUUUCCAACACUUGUGGUAUGAAUUUUGAUAAGGGAAAGACUUUUGUUUGGUAACAGACGGGAAAACAGGACUUACUGAUACAGUGAAUGUUCACUCCAUAGAGGAACUUCCCUCCAGGUACACAUCUUCCUCUUUCUUUAGCCGCCUCCACACUUGACAGAGAUGCCAGCAUGUUCCACAGCCGAUCUUGAAGGAAGGAGCCCCAGUAAUUGCAGCUUCUCGGGGUGAAGGGCACUGACGGCUGUCUUGCAUUUGUUUCUAGGGAGGUGCGUUUUUGCUAACUUGAAGGGAUAUACUGUAUUUUGAAUAAGUGUGUGACUUAAUAUUUUGGGAUUUUUUUUUUCCUCCUUUAAAACUGGACCUGAACACAGCUUUGAGUUGAUAUUUGUAAUAAUCUCAGGACCUGAAAGAUUGUAGCAUUUAGUGUGUCUUAAAAAUUAUGUACUGUACCAGCCAUGGAUUUUUGUAAAUAUUACCUGUCUCCCUUUUUUGUAUUAUUUUAGUAAAAAAAAAUAAUAAUAAAUUUAAAUAAAAGGGGGUGGUGAUGACAUGUGAAUGGGUGUGGGUGUGUAUGUGUGUGUGUUUGUAUAAGGCUCUUUUGAGACGAACUGGUGCUUGUUUAAUUUCCGGCUCUGAUUAGAGCAGGAAUAUGGACAAACUGCUGCUACUGAAGCCUGCACUGAGCCUGGGUAUUUCCAUUUUGUCUUUCCCCGUGGGCGACUGAAUAUGGGCUGCCAGGAAAUGACUAAGAAGUUAAAUUCUUCUUCCCGCUGCCAUCUUGCCUUUGCAUUCUCUGUUCUGCACACCCUUUGAACUUCAGUGGUAAAGCUUUCCAAACUCUGGGUGGUUUGCUGGUCUCUAGUUUUUAGAGAGCUCUUGUCACUAUUUUCUAAGAAGAAAGAAGGACAGGUAAAUUUUUUUAACCAAAAAAUAAUCACACAUUUCAUGAACCCUGAUGAAUUUUGGAUAUGUGAGAGGGCUUAAACAUUCCUAAAUAUGGACCUGUGAAUUUAGUAAAUUAGCCCCAUGGAUAUACUCCUUCAGUGCAGGGAAUUUUUUUUUCUUCUUCUUUUUUUUUUUUUUUGCAACAGCCUUGCUCAUAUUCCAGGUAUAGCUAGCAAACCCCUGUUUUAAAGCAGGAGCCUUAUUUGAUUCAGUGUAGAUGUUUCCUGUCUAUUCUUCUGUGACAGGACUUUUACAUGAGUGUUUUUUUUCUUUUUGUAUGUGUUAUGUGUUGUAUUAAAUAAAGAGGAAUGUACAUAU
Molecule: messenger RNA, 14490 nt
Organism: Ailuropoda melanoleuca (giant panda)
Lineage: Eukaryota; Metazoa; Chordata; Mammalia; Carnivora; Ursidae
Gene: UBN2
Product: ubinuclein 2
Exons: 17
Coding region: 328-4320 (1330 amino acids)
Biological process (GO): chromatin organization
Cellular component (GO): nucleus
Source: RefSeq, a predicted model, not a curated record